This is a messenger RNA of Cryptomeria japonica (Japanese cedar), 108 nucleotides long. The record is from the annotation of a RefSeq genome assembly. NCBI's taxonomy places the organism in Eukaryota, Viridiplantae, Streptophyta, Pinopsida, Cupressales, Cupressaceae.
AUGGAAGCAUUGGUUUAUACAUUCCUUUUGGUUUCGACCUUAGGGAUAAUUUUUUUCGCUAUUUUCUUCCGAGAACCCCCCAAAGUUCCGGAUAGAGGGGGGAAAUAA